Leptosia nina is the source of this 1035-nucleotide messenger RNA. Lineage: Eukaryota; Metazoa; Arthropoda; Insecta; Lepidoptera; Pieridae. The record is from the annotation of a GenBank genome assembly.
AUGGUCGCGAUCAUAGGCAACCCCAAAUGGAGCGAGGACCUCACCAUCCAGAUGAUAGUCGAGUACGAGAAACGAGAGUAUCUCUGGAAUCCGGUCUCCGAGCACUACAAGAACAAGAAAGUACGCGAGCAGGGCUACGUCGAGAUCAUUAACGCGCUGAACCUGGUAGACGUCACCGUUAAGGAACUGAAGAAUAAGAUAAAAAACAUACGUUCGUCGUACAGUGUCGAGCUGAAGAAAAUUCGCGCGGCGCGGAAGGCCGGCGCGCAUGCGUACCGGCCCAGCGUCACGUGGUUCGAACACGCCGACAGGUUUCUGAGGGCGAUCGUCACCCCGAGCUCUGUUGAUAAUAGCUUGUUGGAAAUAGCGAUGAGCGACGACAGCGACGCGGUCCAAGAUCUCAGCGAGCGAAAGUCGCCGGAAAAGAAAAGCCCGCGUAAACGUAGAAACUCCACCCGUUCGUCUACCCCCUACGUUUUGAAUACGCCGUCCCCCCGGCCGGGGACACCCUUCGGACUCAGUCAGACUACAUCUCCGUUUGGUAUUCUACCUGCGUCCACGACGGCGACAUUUUUGAAUCCACCUGUCGGAAUAGCGACCCCGCUCACUACCUCGCUUGCGACGAUUUACCCACUGCCGUCGAAACAGAAAAAGAAUUACGACGAGCGGAGCGAUUCUGAACCGCAGGACCUCAGUCAACAUUCCGAGAAUGGGAAUGAAAAUGAAUUCGAAAUGUUUGGAAAACUGAUCGCGAGUCAGUUGCGCAAACUGCCAUUGAGUCUCGCACUGGACACCCAAUUAAAGAUUCAGACGCUAGUGAAUGCGGCGCGAAUUCAAGCGGUUUACCAACAGUACAGCUACGCGGGCCCAUCACAAGAGGCUUUGUCUGUUCAGGCUCUAUCAAACGGAAUUCUAUCCAGUAUGUCACAGAGUACUUACUCGUCGCGAGCGGUGCUGGGAAUUCGAAACGAUUCCCCAGAUUUGCAGAGGGACUUGAAAGCUGAUUAUUCAGUCGGCUCCGAGCCUGAGGAUUAA